Molecule: messenger RNA, 3963 nt
Organism: Grosmannia clavigera kw1407
Lineage: Eukaryota; Fungi; Ascomycota; Sordariomycetes; Ophiostomatales; Ophiostomataceae
Product: nucleoporin
Exons: 4
Coding region: 1-3963 (1320 amino acids)
Biological process (GO): transcription-dependent tethering of RNA polymerase II gene DNA at nuclear periphery; protein localization to nuclear inner membrane; protein import into nucleus
Cellular component (GO): nuclear pore; nuclear pore inner ring
Molecular function (GO): structural constituent of nuclear pore
Source: RefSeq, a predicted model, not a curated record
AUGGCAGCAACUCCUGGGCGUCCGAUUCCGGGUGCAUUUUUCGCAACCCCCGCUAAAGCAUCCAAACUUGACGCCGGACGCUCAUUCUUCGACGCGAUACCUACAUCGGACAUCAACGGCUCCAUUGCGCACAACCAACCGCCUGACCAAGAUCCAAUAGACCCCGUCACAGCUCUCCCUGCUCUUCCAUCGCUCUCUCCUAUUCUGAAGGCUGCUGGGUCGGUGAACAAGGUUCUACAGCUCGACGAGAGCUACCCAGACCUUGAUUCGUACUGUCGACAGUAUGACAUUCACGGCGCCGAAUCGCCGCGGGCACCCUUCCACAAAGUGCAGACAUUUCCUAUCCCCGAACAGAUCUUCGAACGAUACAACGUUUCCCAGCUUGUCACAAUCAUGGGACUCUUCCCAGAAUUAAACCAUGCUUAUGCCUGCAUAGAUAGCAGUCUUUUCUUGUGGGACUUUACGCUGCCCAAUCCCGAGCUGAUAGGCUUCGAGGACCAGCCACACGCCAUUACAGCAGUCGGUCUUGUGCGUCCUAAACCAGGCGUUUUUGUCAAUGACAUCAGUCACAUACUGGUAGUCGCCACAGAGGUUGAUAUCAUUCUGCUUGGUGUUGAGGCUACCAAUACACCUGCCGGCUCAAAGGCAGUCUCAUUAUAUCAGACAAAGAUGUCCAUUCACCGUGGCGGUGCCAAUGUGGCUUUCAUUGUGGGCACUUCGUCUGGUCGCAUCUUCCUUGGUGGUCGAAACGAUACCGACGUGCACGAAAUCUACUACCAACAGGAAGAAAAAUGGUUCUCUAACCGCGUGGGAAGGUGCAACCACAGCCAUCCGGGCUGGUCGUCGGUUGUCCCGGUCUUACCUGUCAACCUUGACUUUUGGUCACAAAGAAACUCGGAGUCUCUGGUACAAAUGGUCGUUGAUGACUCGCGAAAUUUGUUGUACACGCUCUCAAAUAAAUCCACCAUACGCACAUAUCACAUUGAGGGUCCGGACAAGCUCACGAAGGUUAUCGAGAAAGAAAAGAAUCACUGUCUCCGAGACAUCACACAUAUGAUCAACUCGUCCCCGCUUUUGACAGACCGCGUUUCCAUCAUCGGCAUCAGUCCCAUUUCUGCACAAGAAGCUUCGAAGCUUCACUUGAUGGCGCUGACAAGCACCGGUUGCCGCCUUUUUCUCAGUGCGACAAGCUCGGCAUCUUACAUCAUGAAUUCAUCGAACACAGCACCUCAAUCCAUGCAAGUUCAGUUUGUCAAGUUUCCUCCUAGGGAUCAGUCAGCUGCGGUUGGCGCAAUGUCGCGUCUCGGUGGAUCUACAGAUGCUGUGGUGGACCUUCAAUCUCGUGCCCUAGACCCUACAAUAAAGGGUUGUCGGUUUGCACCAGGUUUUUUCUUUGACUUCGUCGGGGGGCAGGAGGUACGGCUAUUCGUCUCGGCACCCGAAACUGGAAAGAUACAGAUGACUACCCCCGCCUCCGCAUUGAAAUAUUACGAGCACGGUAAUUGGAUUUCGCUAGGAAGAGCGCAAGACGCUUUGGAUGUUGGCCUUGUGACAAAGCCCUUUGCGGCAGCAAAGCAACCCUUGGGUUUUGGCAAUGAGUUGGCUGUGCAGUUCGACUCUCCACCGAGCGAAUUUGCUAUCAUGACGAACGAUGGAAUUCAUAUCAUCCGAAGACGACGUCUUGUCGACAUAUUCGCUACUGUUAUUCGAGCUUUUGGCAGUGACGACAUGUUCGACAAAGAAAUUCGAAAGUUCAUCCAGUUAUACGGGCGCGUCGAAACUAUUUCUACUACCCUUGCAGUCGCAUGCGGUCAGGGAAGCGAUCUUCGAGCAGGUACAAGCCGCGCCGUUGACCAGGCUACAGAGGAUCGAGCCAAGGCAGCCUUUGUUAACUACGGUGGCCAGCCAACCGUCUCCGAGACGGACAGCAGUACUAUCACUAUGGACUCAGUCAGGCUCUCCUCUCGCCAUGAUGCCCUUGUGCUAUACCUCACACGAUUGAUUCGAACUUUGUGGGGCGCCAGAGUUAUCACCAGAGACUUUUCCCCUACCGGUGUAGUUGUCAAAUCCACGGUACCGACCGGCGAGCUCACAAUUGUCCAAGAGAACCUUGAACGGCUGCGCACUUUUCUGAAGGUUAAUGCGGGCUCUAUACAGGGAUUGUCAGGACCUGCAGACCUGCGCCGCACCACGAGACAUGAAGAAAUCGCCCUGCAGGCCGAGCAUCAGGCGUUACAUGCUUUGCAGAAGCUAAUGGAGAGCAUUUCUGAGGGUAUUUCGUUCGUUCUAAUGCUCUUCGACGAGCGUGUAUCCGACAUUUAUGUUAGAAUGGACGACUCCACCCGCCAGGAACUACGCUCAUUAACGUACGAAAGUCUCUUCUCCAAGCCGGAGGGAAAGCAACUGGCCAAGUUGCUUGUGAAGGUCAUUGUCAAUCGAAAUAUUGAGAGCGGCUCCAACGUUGAAACAGUAGCUGACGCUCUGCGUCGCCGCUGUGGUAGCUUCUGCAGUCCUGACGACGUUGUGGUCUUCAAAGCCCAGGAGCAGUUGCAAAGAGCUCUAGAGCAGGCCAACUCACCCAGCGUCGCACGCAAUCUCCUGAAUGAGAGUCUCCACCUGUUUGAACGCGUCGCUGGGAGUUUGUCAUUUCCGAAUUUGCAUGCCGCCGUCAAGCAAUACGUGCAGCUGAAGUACUACGCAGGUGCAAUCCAGUUAUGUCUUGUUGUGGCAAGGGAGUCAGACCGAGGCAACACAGCCUCGGCAUGGAUUAGUGACGGAAAGUCAGAAAGCGAUCCAAGAAAGUGUAAAUGGGAGAGCCGAAAGGGUUGCUAUGACCUCAUCCAUACUGUGCUUGGCCAGCUUGAUAUUGACUCAACUGCGGAACCCGAGCUCAUCGAUGGUCGGCUCACACUCGCCGCAACCAAACGAAUGGAAGCGUACAGUGUUGUCAAUGACUCCGACGAUGAAGUCUUUCAUUUCGACUUGUACGAGUGGUAUAUUGAGCAAGGUCUAACAGAUCGUCUUCUUGCAAUUGAUUCGCCACACAUUGUCACGUUCCUCGAGCGCCUUGCCUCAGUCGACGCCAGCCACGCAGAUCUCUUGUGUCGUUUUUAUACGCAUCGCAGCAGAUUUUUCGAUGCCGCCAAUGUUCAAUACAACCUUGCUGCAUCCAACUUUGACGUCAGCAUCAAGGACCGCAUCACGCUUCUCAGUCGAGCUAAAGCCAACGCCAGUGUAUCCACAGCAGGCGUCAGUGGACAAAGUCAACAACAGCUCAACCAUGAAGUGACAGAACUGCUCGAUAUCGCUCAUGUCCAAGACGACCUGCUUGAGAGAUUGCUCUCAGAUAGCCGUAUACCUGCUGCUCGGAAAACUGAAAUUGAAAAGGAUCUUGAUGGGCCGGUGCUUGGCUUAUCAGAGCUGUUCAACGGAUAUGCCGAUCAGGCAGGCUACUACGAUCUCUGCCUCUUGAUAUUCAAUGCUGCGGAUUACCAUAAUCCUCGUGUCAUCGCGGACACCUGGAAGCAGCUCAUUAAUAGCACACAUGAAGACGUCGAAGAGCGGCUUGCUGCGUACGAAGAGUUUUGUCGUGGGCAUAGAUUGCGGGUAUCUCAUGCCAUGAUUGUUCGGGUUUUGGAGCGAAUCCUAGAUACGCAGGAGGUGCCAUUCACUGGACGCCGGAGAAAGGCGGUCGUGGAAUGGAUAAAUACAGUCGUGGGCAUCUGGUGCCACGAGCUCGAAGUUAGCGGUCUUGGGAGUGCAAAGGGGGAUGCAAGCAUAGCGCGUUGGGUUGUCGACCUGAUGGGUCGUGCUGAGCGCACAGUCCUCGACAUUUUGACCUCCGUGCGUGACGUCAGGCUGAAACAAGAACUAGAGGAUGUUCUAAACGAGACCAGGAUGCUUAGAGGCCAAGUGGACAGCAAUGUCCGUCCGGGGCCCCAAGCCACCAUGAGAUUCAAGUAA